CUUGAGCCCGCCAGGUCCUUCUUCUCUCCUCACCGGCUCCCUCUUGUUGACCCGGCAGCCGCGUGGAGCUGCUGGCCAUGUCACUGAAAUAUUAUCUCCUCUUGCUGGUGGGCUUCCAAGUCUGGGCUGCAGGCUUGGCCUACUAUGGCUGCCCUAGUGAGUGUACCUGUUCCCGGGCCUCCCAGGUAGAGUGUACAGGGGCACGGAUUGUGGCAGUGCCCACGCCUCUGCCCUGGAAUGCUAUGAGCCUGCAGAUCCUCAACACGCACAUCACCGAGAUCCCGGAGACCCCGUUCCUCAACGUCUCAGCCCUCAUCGCCCUGAGGAUGGAGAAGAACGAACUGUCCAACAUCAUGCCAGGCGCCUUCCGCAACCUGGGCUCGCUGCGCUACCUCAGCCUGGCCAACAACAAAAUACAGAUGCUGCCUCCUGGUCUCUUUCAGGGCCUGGACAAUCUGGAAUCCCUCCUUCUGUCUAAUAACCAACUGGUUCAGAUCCAGCCAGCCCAGUUCUCCCAGUUUAGUAAUCUUAAGGAACUCCAGUUGCAUGGCAACAAUCUGGAAUACAUCCCCGAAGGUACCUUUGACCACCUGGUGGGCCUCACCAAGCUCAACCUGGGCAAGAACGGCUUCACCCACUUGCCACCUAGGGUGUUCCAGAACCUUGGCAACCUCCAGGUGCUCCGGCUGUAUGAGAACAGGCUUUCAGACAUCCCCAUGGGCACUUUUGAUGCUCUUGGCAACCUCCAGGAGCUGGCCCUCCAGGAGAACCAGAUCGGCACCCUGUCCCCUGGCCUGUUCCACAACAACCGCAACCUCCAGAAACUGUAUCUGUCCAACAACCACAUCUCGCAGCUGCCCCCUGGCAUCUUCAUGCAGUUGCCCCAGCUUAACAGGCUCACGCUCUUCGGCAAUUCCCUGAAGGAGCUCUCCCCGGGAAUCUUUGGGCCAAUGCCCAACCUGCGGGAGCUUUGGCUCUACAACAACCACAUCUCCUCCCUCCCCGACAACACCUUCAUCAACCUGCCCCAGUUGCAAGUUCUGAUUCUCAGUCACAAUCAGCUCAACUCCAUCUCCCCAGGAGCCUUCAAUGGCUUGACGAACCUGCGAGAACUGUCCCUCCACACUAAUGCGCUACAGGACCUGGAUGGAAAUGUCUUCCGUGCCCUGUCCAAUCUGCAGAACAUCUCCCUCCAGAAUAACCGCCUACGGCAGCUCCCCGGCAGCAUCUUCGCCAAUGUCAAUGGCCUCACGACCAUCCAGCUGCAGAACAACAAUCUAGAGAACUUGCCCUUGGGCAUCUUCGAUCACUUGGUGAACCUGUGUGAGCUUCGUCUCUAUGACAAUCCCUGGAGGUGUGACUCAGAUAUCCUCCCACUUCACAACUGGCUCCUUCUCAACAGAGCCCGGUUGGGGACAGACACCCUUCCAGUGUGUUCCAGCCCAGCCAAUGUCCGAGGCCAGUCUCUCGUCAUCAUCAAUAUCGUCCCUGGGCCCAGUGUCCAGGUUCCUGAAGUAUCUAGCUACUCAGAAGUGCCAAGCUAUGUAGACCCUAAUCUGUCAGGGUCACCCAGCUAUCCUGACACCACCUCCAUUUCCUCUACCACAGAGAUCACCACUGCUGUGGAAGACUACACAGAUCUGACCACUGUUGAAGUCUCCGAUGACCGCAAUACAUGGGGCAUGACUGACGCCCAGACGGGGCUGGCUAUUGCUGCCAUUGUGAUCGGCAUCAUUGCGUUGGCCUGUUCCCUAGCUGCUUGCAUCUGCUGCUGUUGCUGUAAGAAGAGGAGCCAGGCAGUCCUGAUGCAGAUGAAGGCUCCCAAUGAGUGUUAG
Molecule: messenger RNA, 1835 nt
Organism: Arvicola amphibius (Eurasian water vole)
Lineage: Eukaryota; Metazoa; Chordata; Mammalia; Rodentia; Cricetidae
Gene: Lrrc15
Product: leucine rich repeat containing 15
Exons: 2
Coding region: 78-1835 (585 amino acids)
Cellular component (GO): extracellular matrix
Molecular function (GO): protein binding
Source: RefSeq, a predicted model, not a curated record